Messenger RNA from Saprolegnia parasitica CBS 223.65, 1548 nucleotides. RefSeq lists its product as hypothetical. The record is from RefSeq and is a predicted model, not a curated record. The transcript is spliced from 2 exons. Bases 1 to 1548 code for a protein of 515 amino acids. NCBI's taxonomy places the organism in Eukaryota, Oomycota, Saprolegniomycetes, Saprolegniales, Saprolegniaceae.
AUGAAGGUGCACGCGAUCACGAUCGGCGCCGUCCUCGCCUCGAUGGCCUCGAUGGCCGACGCGCAGUUUGGCCUCAGCGCCUUCUUCGCGGCCAGCGCCAGCAACAACAACCUACCGCGCGUGCUCACGGGCACGCCAGCCAACCCGCUCACCAUCUCGCCCGAGCCGACGAGCAGCAACAAGACGGCCGCGCCGACCAAGAGCACCAACCUCUUCGACCUGCUCAAGAACAAGAACAAGGCCACACCGGCGCCGGACCACACGGUCGCCAACCUCGACUUGACGGAUGGCGUCGUCAUCAACGAAGACUCGUCGGGCCAGAUGACGCGCCGCCGCCUCGACAACAGCCAGGACCGCGACUACACGAUGCAGAUGCUCUUCUGCCAUGGCUCGUCCAACUCGAUCCAGUCGUACCACUCGUACCGGCCCGAAAGCACGACGACCCCCGUGUACAACCCGCUCCUUGCGUCCUCGGCGCAGGGCCAGUGCGGCAAGUACAUUGUCAAGUCGGAGACGCUUGCGACGCAGUCAUAUACGCCGGGCUGUGGCGGUCUUGCGAUCAACCCCAAGACGAAGGACACGAUCGUGGCCCGCACGGGCGGCCGCACGAUCGGUCGCCUCGUCAAGACCACGGACAGCAGCGGCACCUGCCAGAGCCGCGUCGUCGACUGGCUCGUCCGCUACCGUGGCAAGCGCUUCAACGGUCCGAGCGACACGACGUACACGUCGACGGGCAACCUCUACUUUACCGACUCGCCGUUCGGUCUUGCCUCGACCCAAAGCGAGCUCCUCUCGGCCAACAUCUCGAUGCUCGAUGCGAAGCGCGAGCUGCCCUUCAACGGCGUCUACCUCCGCCCUGCGAACGGCGCCGUCAAGCUCAUCGACUGCGGUCUCUCGCGUCCCAAGAGCAUCGCGUUUUCGCCGCGCGAAGACACGCUCUACGUCUCGAACGCCGACGUCAACGACCCAUUUGUCAAGUCGUACACGCUCGGCGCCGAUGGCACGCCUCUGUGCUCGCGCCGUUUCUUUGACCUGACGCCGUACGUCGCCGACGCCAAGGCCGCCGAGUGCGCGCGCACAUACCCGACGGGCCUCAAGGUCGACGAUCAGGGCUUUGUGUACAUUGCUAUGUGCCGCAACAUUUACAUUGCGUCGUCGAAUGGCACGUAUCUCGGCCGCCUCCAGGGCACGUCGGAGCUGCGCAACCUCGCCUUUAGCAAGGGCUACAUGUACCUCACGUCCAGCUCGAACGUCUACGCGCUGCCGCUCGACCUCUCGCUCCAAAACUCGCAGGCAGUCGUGUCGUCGGAGGCGACGUGCCCGUCGGAUGUCGCCGCAACGUCGGCGCAGACACUGCUCUCGGCCACAGUCACGCCGACCGAGACCACGUCGUCGCCGAGCUACGGCGUUGGCAUUGGUGCCGGUGUCGGUGUCGGCGCCGUCGCUGCCAUUGCCCUUCUCGUCUACACGCGCAAGCAGGCAGCGCCGGUGGCCGUGCAGACGACGCCCGAGUUUUCGCCCGUCACGACGCCCCGCAACAUCUUUUAA